AUGACGACCUUCUCCACCACUUAUCCACGUUUUCUUAAGGCAUCUCAUUACCCUCCUUCGAAUCAAUCAGAAGUUGCCGAUAAGCAUCCAUCAAAAAAGCUUGAACUUGAAUUCAUUCAUGGAUGCUCAAAAAAGGGUUGUAAGGGAACAUAUUUUCAUGUCAAUGAUGAACAUCAAUUGGUAUACCCUGCAGCUGGAUGUGGUGUUGUAUUCGAUGUACCAACGAACACUCAGAAAAUAUUUAGAAAGCAUGACGAUGAUGUGGUUUGCAUUGCCAAGCAUCACAAUCAGCGCUUGUUUGCACGUGGUCAAAUUGGAAAAGAUGACAUGAUUUAUAUUUGGGAUUCUCACCAACCUCAAGCAGGUCCCAUUGCAUCCAUUCCCACACAUAUCCAUUUUAAGAAUGGUGGUGUUAUGGCCAUUGUAUUUUCCAACUCGGGUGAUUUCAUUGCAUGUAUUGGUGGUAAUGAUACCAAUUCUCAAAUUCUCAUCUAUGAUUGGAAAAAAGUUAAAAGCAAGUGCAAAAUGUUUGAGUACCGAGUGACACUCAAGAUCUUCAAUACUGCAGAUUUAUCAUCAAGAUCUGGAGUAUUUGGAUCUAAGGGUACUCUACAAAAUACAUAUGGUGUGGUUUUUGUGGGUCCCAACGAGAGUGUUCGUACCGAUGAUGAUGCCAGAAGUAGUAAUAGCAGUUCUACCUCUACUACAUCAUCAUUGGAUGCACUAGUUGGUGUGGAAGAUGGUUCUCUCUAUCUAUUCAGAGAUGGUAAAGUGAUUCAAUCGUUCAUGAAGGCUCAUGAAGGUGCCAUCUAUUGCAUGACUCGGUGUCAAUUACCUCUGAAUGCUCAGAAAGGUUCUGGAAUUGUGAGCAGUGGUAAAGAUGGUGUGAUCAAGUGGUGGAGAUACCACCCACAAACCACACAACUCGUACUUGAAUGUUCUCUUCAAGUUGGAGGAUGUGUCAAAGCGAUUGUCGCUACUUGUCGUCCAUGGAGUACUACUACUACUACUUUUCUUACGGAUACGAAAGAUACUACUACUACUAGCCCUUCUACUACCUCCUACAGGAGACAGGAAAGAUAA
Naegleria lovaniensis is the source of this 1083-nucleotide messenger RNA. RefSeq lists its product as uncharacterized. Lineage: Eukaryota; Heterolobosea; Eutetramitea; Acrasida; Naegleriidae. The transcript is spliced from 3 exons. Gene Ontology annotation, molecular function: protein binding. The record is from RefSeq and is a predicted model, not a curated record. The coding region runs from base 1 to 1083 and encodes 360 amino acids.